AUCCGCAGCUCAUGGAGAAGCUCUUCGCAUCCACUAUGGAGGAACCAUCCAUGCUGCGUUACGCUAUUGCGUUCCCACUUCUUUGUGCCGACUUUAUCCAUGCCACCCAUUCUUUGUGCCCUGAAGAGUAUCCUCAUCUGCGGACCUGUGCUUUAGGCCUGUGUAACAACUUCCUGGAAGAGAUCGCCCGGCAGGCUUCUUCAUGCAUCCUGGAUACCUGUGCGGAACAGCGGAACCUGAGCGAGCAGGUGAGAAACCAAAUCUUUUUGUGGGGGAGGAUGCUGAGGAGUGGCUGUAGGAGGCAGAUUGCGAUUGGCAAGAAACAGAGAGAAGCGUCAGAUUCUCUACAGCAUUUUUUAAAUUAUAAUUUUUUUUUUAACAUGAAAAGAUAAUACAGGAAAAAAAGAAGGGGAAAGAAAAAAAACAGUUGGUGGAUCUACAUUGAUAUCUUGUUAAA
Sphaerodactylus townsendi is the source of this 457-nucleotide messenger RNA. RefSeq names its product nck-associated protein 1-like. Gene Ontology annotation, biological process: cell morphogenesis; cell projection assembly; cortical actin cytoskeleton organization. The coding region runs from base 12 to 392 and encodes 126 amino acids. Gene Ontology annotation, cellular component: SCAR complex. NCBI's taxonomy places the organism in Eukaryota, Metazoa, Chordata, Lepidosauria, Squamata, Sphaerodactylidae. The transcript is spliced from 2 exons. The record is from RefSeq and is a predicted model, not a curated record.